This is a messenger RNA of Stomoxys calcitrans (stable fly), 906 nucleotides long. RefSeq names its product histidine-rich glycoprotein-like. The transcript is spliced from 2 exons. The coding region runs from base 1 to 906 and encodes 301 amino acids. Lineage: Eukaryota; Metazoa; Arthropoda; Insecta; Diptera; Muscidae. The record is from RefSeq and is a predicted model, not a curated record.
AUGCCAAUGUUGCGAAAACAGGCAAGAAUUUCGAGGGCCAGAGUACUUACAUUCGUAAAAAGAGUAAAGGGCAAGCCAUCGGCAAUGCCAACUCUUGUUAAGGAUGAUCAGGUAUUCUCUUGCAUUUUGGCUCUUGCUCUGGCAUCCGCCCAAGCCGGUCAUCUAUCUCAUCACGGAGACAGCUAUGAUCUAGGACAUCACAGCAGUGAUUUUCAUCACACCGACAUUCAUCACAGCGAAGGUAUACAUCUGGGUCACUCUUCGCAACUACUUGUGAAUGAUCAUCACACUGUUUCACAUCAGCCUGUUUAUCAUCAUUCCGAUCAUCAUGGCGCCUAUGAUGAUGUACAUCAUGAUGUUGGUCACCAUGAUGCUGGUCAUCAUGGUGUCUAUGCUGCUGAUGUACAAAAUGCUCCCGCGGCCAAGAUUAUUCAUCAUGAACCCAUACACAAGGUAGAGCCUGUACAUCAUGUGACCAAAGUGGUACAUCAUGAGCCCCAUCAUUUCUUGCAUUACACCAAUUCGGUGGUUGAUCAUCAUGUGGUCCAUCAAAAUCAUCAUGACAAUGAACAUCAUCAUGCUGAAGAUUUACAUCACUCGGAAUUGCAUCAUGGUGAUGCUGCCCAUCAUGGAGAUUUGGUACAUCAUGGCGAUUUGGUACAUCAUGAUGAUGCUCAUCAUGAUGAUGUCUUGCAUCACUCUGCUUUGGUUCACCAUGGCAAUGGUUAUCAUUAUGGUGCUACCAAUAAUCAUGCUGCUGUUGUUCACCACGCCGAUGCCCAUCAUCAUUCGGCUCUGGUCCAUCAUGCUGUACCUGUGCAUCAUCAUCGCAGUGCGGCUAUUGUCCACAAGGUCUAUCCAGCCCAUUGGCAUAGCAAAGUGAGAGUAACCGAAAAACAUUAUUAG